AUGGCUGAGCACGAGGAUAAACAAAUACCUUUGGCCGUGUCUGGCUGUUUCCAGGACCUCGUCGACUGCCUCAACUCCCUCAAGUCCGACUCCGACUCCGCCCAACUCGAGGACCGCACCUUCAUUCUAUCUGUGGAAGAGUUCCACUACGUUCUCAACUUAAUCCCCGGCAUCCCUUGUAAGAUAGGGAAAUUUUCGUACGACGGCAAAAUCCUGUAUUUCAAAAAUAUGGGUACCAUCCACGAGGGUGUGACUGAAGAACUCCGCGAGCAAAUCAGUAACCAACUCCAACAGUACGCGGCCCAUCCAGUCGUUGGUGCCCUAGUCACGAACUCGUUGAGGUCUCUAGGAGGCCGACCAGUCAUGACUGGUCGCGCCUCCUACCGAGAGCCGGAUUUUUCUUUCGGGGAGGGAAAGAUAUGCACGGUAAUUUGCGUAGAUCUGUACUAUGCGAGAGGCCCCAAUCGUGAAGCCAAGACGGCGGCGGAGCUCGACCGCUCCGCCAUUAGCGAGGAGGGCACCGUCGAUUUGUACCUGUCGGAUAUGGUCCUCGAGGUCGAUCUGCCAGCCGAAUUUGUCAGGCCACAGGAUGCGAACGUGCACGCGACGCCGCAAAUCAGAGUACCUUUUACCGCCAUUGUAAAUGCUCUGAGGGAUUCAUGUCACUUAGUGGCUGAGCAGACCCGCCAACCUCCUCGACGUCGGCAUGGCCCCGAACAUAAAUCCAACAAGAGGGGUAAAAAAGCGGCAAAGGAGCUACGAGACCGAGACCGAAAAAUCCAGGCGCUAGAAAGACAGAUUGAAGAGAAGGCUGUUAAGCGUCGGAGAGAUGAUCGGAAGCGUCAGAGAGAUGAUCGCAAGCAUCAGAGAGAAGAACGAAAGCGCCAGAGAGAGGGACAGGAGUGUCUAAAAACGGAACAAGAGCGCCUGAAGAGGGAACAGGAACGCCUCAGGAAGGACCAGGAACGCCUGAGGGAGGGCCAGGAACGCCUGAGGGCGGACCAGGAACGCCUAAGAGCGGACCAGAAACGCCUGAAAGAGCAACAGGAGAGGAGGCGCGAGGACAAAAAGCGAAUUGCGGAAUUGGAUUAA
Molecule: messenger RNA, 1092 nt
Organism: Scedosporium apiospermum
Lineage: Eukaryota; Fungi; Ascomycota; Sordariomycetes; Microascales; Microascaceae
Exons: 4
Coding region: 1-1092 (363 amino acids)
Source: RefSeq, a predicted model, not a curated record